CCUCCAAGAACUCAGUUUCCCAGCAUGCUUCACGGUGAAGCGGUAUCCCUGGAAACAGUACAGGAAGUGGCGCGCGACGGUUAGAGAGCUAAAUUCAAUAACAGAAGAAGCAAGACUUUUUUAUUUUUCAAUAUCAUUACAUGUUCAUACCAUCAAAGUGUCACCUGGAUCAGAAAACAUUUCCUUAGUCGCUCUUUGUCGUAGAAGAUGUCUGGGAGAGCAGGACGAACUCAUCUAUCCAGGGGGAAAAGGGCUGCUCGGCCCAAGAAGGCGAUAGCUCCUAAAAGAGAAUGGGUUAGCACUGUCAAUGAUCUCUCGGUGCACAAACUGACGCCUGCUGAGCUGAAUCAUCGGCAUGAGAUUCACAAGUCUCAUAACAAAGUUGCAGCUCAGUGGGAGCUGAAAGAGAAUGCCCUGAAACGCCAUCUUAGACAUACCGGGAGUCCGGGGCCUCUGGACCAGGCCAGCCUCAGCAUUAUGAGGGAGGUCCUCUCUGAUCAGCUGCUGCUACGAGACGUGCUGGCCCGUUCUGACAGAGCCUUAGCUGUGGUCAAAGACCUCUUUGGAGAUUCUCCGCAAAGGCAGACUGGGCACCCCAGCGUGACCGUGGCUCCAAACUGUGAUUCUGACUCAGACCUGCCAGUUCUCCAGAAACCAGAUCCUCCAACUCACCUGUCUCGUCUUAGCCAAUCUAUGAUGGAUCGAGAGGCUCUCAAUGAACUACAGGUUUCAAAGGACGAGUACAGAGAAGAGGAUCGCUUUCCUUUAUAUAGUUCUGAGAACCAUGUAAUCCAAAGGGCCAAUAUACGUAAAAUGAAGGCGCGAUCUCAGGGAAAAGUGAUACAACAACAAAAAGUAAAUCAUUCUAAAUAUCUCCAAGGAGACAGAGCUGAUGUUCCUGUGACCCCCUGCAACUCAGGAAGGGCACCUGACCAAACAGCCCUCAAUGCCACUGUAGCUGUGCGGCGUGUUCGCUCCAGACAGAGUCAAUUAGACGAAGAUGAUGAAGAAACCUCACCCUUGGUUUCUCAGGUCCUGAAUCCUGAACUCUCACUCAGUCGAUCAGGAAAGAUGAGCAGUCGUGCCAACAGGGGGAAGAAGACUGUUGCUCAGAGCUCAGAGCUGAAUGGCUCCUCGGCCCCCCCUCUCAGUGGGGACCAGUCUAGUCUGGGCCUGUUGCAGGAUAUGCUGAGUCAGGUGGAGGCAGACUUGGACACGCUAUGUUCUCACACAGUUCCAGCAUCAGUACAGAGCCCAAAACUGCACAGAAGACAGGGUCUCACUGGAUUCUCCGUAGCUUUGGUCUCCACACUUGGGCGUUUAGUGCACCUCCUCAAACAGAGAGAAACUGAAGCUCAGACAGAAGCAGAAGAUAGAAGACGACUUGAGGAGGAGGUGAAAGAGCAGCGAGGCCUUAUUGAUGCUCUCACUGCUGAGACCAUGACUCUGAGAGAAGAGGCUGCUGCCCUGCAGGAUGGGUUACAGCAGCGCACAGCAGAGUUGGAGCAGAAGUUGGACGCAGUGGUGAUGGUGAUUGGAGCAGUUGGACUACUGGGAGAACCCACUCCCCAAGACUCUGAUGCCAGAGUUGCAGUUUGUCAGUCUGCUCCAGUUGCCAGGAGAACUCCAGACCAAACACAAGCUUGUGUUCCUCCAGCUAUCUUGCUCUCCCCGCCUCGACAGAGAGAUAACUGGCAAAAAAGUCCUGUAACUAAUCCCGUGCCCCUGCAGUAUCAGCUUCCUUCCUUAGAUAUCUCGCCUUCCUGUGAAGCUGGCUCUUCCUCGAGCCUGAGCAGUUUCUCACUCGGCAGACUUCCUUCAGCCUCUUCGCUGUCACUCACUUCUGAGCCUCGACACUUGCAGCUCUCUCCUAAUGCAAUGCUGGCGGAGAUUGCUCAGCUGAGCAAACAGAACGACCUGAUCAGGGCUCAGCUUAAACAGGCCAAGGGCCUCGGGUCAGAGGUCGGUGGCUCUCCUAACAGCAAUGAUGAGCGGCAAAGGUCGAGCCCCAUCAGCACAGGGAGAGUCACACCUCAGAAUGUCAGAGAGAGGAGGACGUCUGCCUCCAGCAGCACAGGGAGAGGGAGCCAGCACAUCUGCUCUCCUGGAGAUGAGCGUUCAACUCAACAGGCUCCAUCCUCUAACAGCACCAAUGUAAACAGCGUGGAGCAGCGGCUGCUGGAGCUCAACAGGCAGAGCGCAGCAGCCAGAGGUCGACUGCUGGAGCUCAUAGCCCAACAAAAGCAAAUUGUUACAGUUGGUGUCUCACCCACCGUCUCCCCCGUCCCUCCCUCAGCGCUCGUCCCAAGUACAGCAGCUGGAAGUGGAGGGUCAGAAGGAACGAUGCUGCUGCCCGAGCGGCUGCCCCGGUCCCACGUUGGUGGAGAGAGACGAUCUGCUGGUUCUGAUGUGUCUUCUCACAGAUUUGGUUUUGAAACCAGAGAUGGAAAACAUCAGGCGGACAAGCAGAAGAAAGAAGAAGGAUGGUUUUCUUUGGGUGCUCAUUUGAGAUGACAAGAAGGACAUCUGAGCAAAACUGAAUUUGUUUUCCUUAUGUCAUCUACAUAAUACUGUUUUUUUUGUUCCCCCCCUCGUGCAAAAAUCUGUGACGGUGGAUGUUGCAGAUGCAUUUAUUAUUUUCAUCAAUAUUGAAGGAGCUGUGCAAUGUGAUACAGAUACAGUAUAAUAUUCAGA
Messenger RNA from Cololabis saira (Pacific saury), 2694 nucleotides. It is a transcript of the gene spice1, whose product is annotated as spindle and centriole associated protein 1. NCBI's taxonomy places the organism in Eukaryota, Metazoa, Chordata, Actinopteri, Beloniformes, Belonidae. Gene Ontology annotation, cellular component: centrosome; centriole; spindle. Gene Ontology annotation, biological process: metaphase chromosome alignment; mitotic spindle assembly; regulation of centriole replication. The coding region runs from base 208 to 2514 and encodes 768 amino acids. The transcript has 18 exons. The record is from RefSeq and is a predicted model, not a curated record.